UAGCAACCGUUUCCCACUGGGUUAGCCUAAAUAUACUAAAAACAUAGGAAAUCGUGUUAAAUACUACGUAUUCUGUCAGCCCUCUCUUAUAUUUGUAAUUUAAUUCCGUCAGAUGAAAGAUUUUACUGAGGUCUGCAACUUACAGUCGAUAAGACUGGAACGAUUCUGAUUAGUACCAUCUCGGUGACGUGUUUAUCUUUGCGCAAACUCCAGUUUUCGCGGGGUGUGAUAAGAGUGCUUUCCGUUCUGAGUUCUCCAACAAAGUGAAAAAGCGAUACCAUACAAGUGCGAAUAUUCGUAUUCGAGGGAUAUAAAUGCCUUGAUAAGUCAACAAGUGCUGGCGAUGGACUAGAUGGAACCAAUCGACUAUAAACGUUGUGAGAUGAAGUAAGAGAUCUGCUCAGACCAAGACCACCCAGACUAUCUGCCUAGCAUUGACUAGCAGCCUUAACUGGAUAUGAAGGCUGCGAGUCAGACUAGCUUAAUUCAUUUCACUUGGGCUUAAUUAAGUGGUAUUUGAGGAGUAUUUGAGGUUCUGUUGGUGACAGAAUCUGGACUGCUUUACUUUCGACCUUUAGCAUUUAACUUCAGACCAAACUUUAGCCAGCACCUGUACUGAGAGAUUCUAACCUAGCUAGCUAGGUGAACCAAGAUGUCUGAGAAACUAACGCUAAUGUUGUUUUUAAAGGGGGAUUGCGCCAAUUAAAAAAAAAAUCUGGAUAACUCGGUCCUUGAGGCGUAAACAGGAGUCAGUCAGAGUGGUUGGUGUGAAGUAGUUAAUUGUCGAGAAACCUACUGACCCUUGAGUUCUUCACAGUGGUGGUGAAAGGAACCAGGGCUCGCCUUAUAUUUAUUAUUCGAAACAGCCAGUGAACCUGCCAGUGAGUUUUUAUUGCUAUGUAAUGCUGAUUAUUGUAAAAUAGAGGUAAAUUUGGAAAAAUAAAAACUUCUUUGGGGAUUGUUUUGCCCUAAAUGUACCCAAAUCCAAAACUUUAUCACAAAACUUAUGAAACAUCGGGCAGCACAUCUAUCUAACCAUUUCAUGUAAUAACUUUCUGUAAGGGAAUAGAGGCAUUAAACUCUUCAGACAGCUGAUUCCUAUCGCCACAAUUGUGCACUAUUCUGACUUUGUAGGUUAAGUAUCUCUAGAACGGGGCAUUAAACGCCAAAAUCUUCUGAACGACGUUGCUUACGUCUCAAUCAUUUAAUUAUGUAGAAUUUUUGAAAUGCCGGUGGAGUUCCCCUUUAAGCCGAUUAUACUGGAGCUUGCAUGUAAAGUUUUACAGGAGGAUGGCUUUAAGCCACUCUACCCACCUGUUAGUCUGCCAUGUUUUAAGAUGGUCAUUAUAUAUUUAUGUAUAAUUCAUCAAGUUAUUCAAAUUCUAACUGAUGUGUAAUUCCUGGAGUAAUGUAGCUUUGUUAACGAAGAGAUUUUAAAAUCUGGCCUAAACCAAAUCAAAAAUAAACAACUAAUUGGGUUUGCAGUUUUCAAGCUUUAUUUUACAGAGCCCCUAUGUGUGUGUGUGGUUAAAAAAUGGAGACUUUGCAUUAACUUGCAAUAGUUUUGCUUUGUUUUGUGUUCCUUUACAGUUAUUUUGCAUUCCGUUGCAGAUGCAAUGGAUUUUACAAGAUAAGGCAAAGCUAUUGCUGACGAACGCAAAAAACCUUUGCAAGGGGAAGUAAAAAUAUUUUUUACUUUCAAUGCAACACAAUGUUGUUGCAAUUUUUUUUCUCACUGUGACACUUUAGUGGCUUAGUCGUAUUCUGUUUAGGUUUUGGUUGAAAAACUCGAUUACAGUUUUGAAAAAUUAUUGUAUGAAUAUGUUUCAAAUCUUUGUUGCCUAAAAUCUGCACUACUUUAACAGUGUACUUAAACUGCAUGGCAGUUUUGUUUUUGAAUGCUGGAGCUGUGACAAAGUUUUUGGGGGAAGAAGUACAUUUGGGAAUCUUUGACUGAAAAACUUUUGGUAUCCGAAGUUUGCUAUAAUUUAGACCUGCAGUGAAGCGUCUCUCGGCUUAUUGACUACAUUUGGGUAAGGAGAGGAAAUGAUGCAAAUUAGAUUUUUGGAUGAACUGUUCAUCUACAUUUUAAGUGAUCUUGUGGUGUAAUGCUCCAUGUUUUGUGUGUGUGUGUGCAUAUAUAUAAAAUUGGACAUUCCCAUGCCUUUAUACUUUAUGAGGACUUAAAAUGUAUAGUUUUUAGACAAUGUAUGUCACCUUGCAGGGAUACAUACCUUGUAAAACACAUUGAAAGGCAGGAAUCAAGACAUACUGUGAAGGUAAAGUCAAGACGGCAGGCUUCUGUUGUGGCUCGCCACAGGCAAGAGCAGCACCUGAAGAAGAACUUGAAAGUAUCACCCAAGAAAGAUGUGAUGACUAAGACCAACAGCCGAUCAAGGCAGCGUAAUGUUGGUCAUGGGCCAAGAACCUUCAGCUGGGAUCCUGACAAUUUCUGCUCAGAUAGUGACAGUUCUAUAGUGAACAAUGUUGACAAGCCAGUGACCACACUGGCAUCUGUUGUUGACCUCACUGGCAACGUCAGCCCAGCUCAGAGUAGUGAGCGUGUUGUGUUACUGUCGUCUGGUGAGGAGGACGAGGUCCAUCGUUUGGAGUUGGAGAAGUUAAGACAGAGCUCACUUGCUCCUGGUCCAGUUAGAAAAAUAUCCUUACCCCUGAAGUCAAUGGCUGAAGACACUUUGCAAAUGCUCAAAGACUCACCAGGACAACAGCUGAUUUCUUGCAAUCCUUCUAAAUCCCUCACUGAGAGCCAUGAGUGUUUUGACAGUCAGCUGGACACCACCACUUCUGAAGACUCUGUGAGGUCAGGUCCCAGUUCCCCUUACACUCCUCUUACUUCACCCAGAUGCACUGAAUGUGACAAGCUUUUUACCAAAAUGAGGAGACUAGGAUCUCCAAGAACCAAAAAAAGGGACAAAGAUCCAUCCUCUCUGUCAUGUGAUGAAUGGUUGCUCAAAAAAGCAUGGCACCCACAGAGACGACGGCACGUGAAAGGAAAGCUAUGGGUGCACUUAAAGCGGAUUAGGAUGCUUGCUGUGAAGCAUUUGGCUGCUGAAACGACAAAUGCAUCGCCGCUGUGCUCUAGACCUCACGUCUUUCUGCAAAGGAAUUUGCAUCGCUGCAGGAAAAUGUCCAGCAUGCUUGAGAAUCAGUCUGAGAGAAAAGUCAAGUCACGUCCCCGCAGACUUAAAGCCACAAAUGCAUGGCCUCCACUCAAUGCAAAAUAUCAAAGGCAAAAAAAGAGGAAAUCCUCAGAGAAGGACAGUACAUCACAGCAUCUUUCAUCCCUGGACUUCACCAUUGUCACCAAAACCAUGGACAAACGGCCUGCAAAGGAUGAUGCUCAACAUACUGGUUCACAGCGGCAGAACAAGGUUCUAAAGAAGCAAAACUUUAGUGACAUGCGUAAUGUACUGGAUGAACAGACAGGUUGUUAUAGCCUAGAGGGAACCCGCAGGGUGCUGAAAUUUGAUGACUCUAUCUGUACAUUUCAGAGAAAAAAUUCAGAUUUCACAGGAAAGGAUUGUUCUGGGGCAGAAAAAGUUCUUUGUGAAGACCUGGAAGAUUUUAGAACCCCCCCAGACAUCUGCAUUGUGGAGUCUAAGAUUGUCAGGAAAAGUCAUCUGUCAUUCUUUUCCUCUGGCCAUUCGCCUCAUAGGGCACAGAAGGGCAGCUUUAGGUCCAUGUUAGCUGCCUUUGAGAAAAGUCACAACAGGAUUAUUAAAGAAUUCCAUAACUGAGGGUUUUGCAUUGGCUGUCUUACAUUGUGUUGUCCUUGUUCGGAGUUAUUUGUUGAGUUACUCUGUCCUGUCAUGGAGCUAAAAAAGAUACAAAUGGAUGACUGAUUCCUGUAUGGUCUUUGAAAUUUUUCAAAACUUUGGAAACCAAAGUAUGAUGUGAGAAAGCAUAGCAAGAUUUGUUGUUUGUAUGUUUAAGUUUUGAAAAUGUUAAGAACAUCCAUUUGUCAUUGCCAUUAUUUUGUAAGACCAGUAUAACAGGAUGAUACAUUAGUUUGGCAUGGUUUUUGCAUGUUCAGUAGAUGGAAACCUUUGUUUUUGUAUUUCCAAAUGGCUGACACAAAAGCUACAAUGUUUCUGGUGUUGCUGAAACUUUAGGUCACUGUCUAUUUUCACUGACACACUAUACAUGAAUAGAAUAAAUACAAAUAAACUAUGUACAGCACAAAGUAGCAAGUAACAUUGUUGUAUUAGUAUUUUGAUUUAACAAUGUCAUUGUCAGACAGUUUUGCUAAUUUCUAUUUAUGUGAUUUUUUUUUUUUUAUAUUUUAUUUUAACAAUGCUUAUUGCCCAGAGAAUGGCACUUUUUCCCCUGAGAUGUCUUAGUGACUUUUGCACAUUACUGCACAUAACAUAAAUAGUAUGUACAUGUUUUACAGCUCAUUUAGAGCUUCUGGUGGCUUUAUGGUCUGUUUCUUUAUGAAAGCCUACAGUUUGUUGCUCUUAACGAAUAAAUGCUGCUGAAGUUGA
Molecule: messenger RNA, 4505 nt
Organism: Pygocentrus nattereri (red-bellied piranha)
Lineage: Eukaryota; Metazoa; Chordata; Actinopteri; Characiformes; Serrasalmidae
Exons: 5
Coding region: 2109-3758 (549 amino acids)
Source: RefSeq, a predicted model, not a curated record